Molecule: messenger RNA, 501 nt
Organism: Paramecium octaurelia
Lineage: Eukaryota; Ciliophora; Oligohymenophorea; Peniculida; Parameciidae
Source: the annotation of a GenBank genome assembly
AUGCAAAAUGGAGAAAAGAAUAAAAAGUAAAUGUCAGUAUUUUAGAGAUCAUGGACAAUGGGCUAGUCAUUGAGGAAGAUGAUAUUAUUAAGGCAUUAGAAUACUUAAAAAAUACUACUUCACCUUAUUAGAAAGAGAAGACUAAUUAAUAAUUUGAAUAAGCUUUUAGGAAGAAAAUAAAAGAAUAUUUUUGGGAAUUUGAAGUAAAGCUAAUUGCUUCAAGUAUAUAGAGCUAAAUUAAAUGGAGAAUACGUUGCUAUCAAAGUGAGGCAUCCUAAUAUUAUAGAUAAAAUAGUGAUGGAUAGAUAUUAGAUUUUUAUAUAAGGUUGCUAAUGUUUUCAGUUAAACUUUACAAUUAGACAACAAGUAAUGCCUAUAAAAUUUCAAGAAUUAAGAAAACCUCUUGCUAAUUAGACUGAUUUAAGAUUGAAGCGAGAAAAUCUUAAGGGUUUUUUUUAUUGUGAUAAAUUAAAAAAUAUUCAUCAUCUUGUACAUCCUUGA